This is a messenger RNA of Lachancea fermentati, 510 nucleotides long. Lineage: Eukaryota; Fungi; Ascomycota; Saccharomycetes; Saccharomycetales; Saccharomycetaceae. The record is from the annotation of a GenBank genome assembly.
AUGAACAACCAAUCGCAGGUACUUGAAAGCUUCGUCAAGCGGAUCUUGACUAAUUUGGACGAGACAGACCCUCAAAAACUGGCACAGUUCCUGCCGCUGGUCAACCCUACAGGCUGCAAGAUCAUUGUGAAUUCGACCCCUUUCGCACAGCCUACAGCGUUUCUCGAAGUAUGGCAAAGCUCAGUGGUCCAGACACAGCAUGUCUUGACAGCCGUGGACUACCAUGUAAUACCGGGGACGGGCACUUUGAUCUGCAACAUCAAUGGUAAGGUGCGCUUCGAUGAAAGUGGAAAAGACAAGAUGGGCCAGGACGCGGUUAUCCGAACCGACAACAUGGGGGCCGGCAGUGCGCCUGCAGCCAAGCACAGACCUCUGUGGGGGUCAUAUUACGGUGUGUCGCUACAGAUCGUCAUUGACGAACGAAUUUUCAACAACGACUUCAACUGCGUCGUGUCGAGUUUCAACUACACCAUGGUUUACAAGCCAGAGGACUCACUGAUGACGCUGUGA